GACAACAAUCCUGUAUCGGAUGCGAGCCAUUGAUAUGGGCACUGCGCUGGCAUUUAAACCCUCCUGAUAACAAAAACACCACAAUCACAGCGUUGAGGCGCAUUUACUGUAACCUGAAAAAUAACAUUAUCGUCUUUCUGAAGCUUAACAAUGCCGAGUAAUAAGCUUGAUAAACCAGAGAAGUCAGAGGUCAGUGACAAUGUCAAGGUGGUGGUGAGAUGUCGUCCCCUAAACCAGAAAGAGAAGAUGAUGGGCCACAAACAGGCCGUCAGUGUGGACGAGAUUCGAGGAACCAUCACUGUCAACAAACUGGAGACCUCCAAUGAGCCUCCCAAAACCUUCACUUUUGACACUGUUUUCGGCCCGGACAGCAAACAGCUGGAUGUCUACAACCUUACAGCCCGCCCCAUCAUUGACUCAGUGUUAGAGGGAUACAAUGGCACCAUCUUUGCAUAUGGGCAAACUGGCACAGGGAAAACAUUCACCAUGGAGGGUGUGAGGGCAGUGCCAGAACUUAGAGGGAUAAUCCCUAACUCCUUUGCUCAUGUCUUUGGUCACAUUGCCAAGGCAGAGGGUGACACACGGUUUUUGGUUCGUGUGUCAUACCUGGAGAUUUAUAAUGAGGAAGUGCGGGACUUGCUAGGCAAAGAUCAGAUGCAGAGGCUAGAGGUGAAAGAAAGACCAGAUGUCGGUGUAUACAUCAAAGAUCUCUCUGGUUAUGUUGUGAACAAUGCUGACGACAUGGACAGGAUUAUGACACUGGGGCACAAAAACCGUUCUGUUGGUGCCACCAACAUGAACGAGCACAGUUCUCGCUCUCACGCCAUAUUCACCAUAACCAUAGAGUGCAGUGAGAAAGGUGUGGAUGGAAACCAACAUGUGCGCAUGGGAAAACUUCAUCUAGUUGAUCUUGCAGGUUCUGAGAGACAGGGGAAGACUGGAGCCACAGGCCAGCGUUUAAAGGAAGCAACAAAGAUCAAUCUCUCUCUUUCUACCCUGGGUAAUGUUAUCUCUGCCCUGGUGGAUGGCAAGAGUACACACGUUCCCUACAGGAACUCCAAACUCACCCGUCUACUUCAGGAUUCACUAGGAGGAAACUCCAAGACGAUGAUGUGUGCGAACAUAGGCCCAGCAGACUACAACUACGAUGAGACCAUCAGUACCCUACGCUACGCCAAUCGGGCCAAGAACAUCAAGAACAAGGCCAGGAUCAAUGAGGACCCCAAAGAUGCCCUGCUGCGCCAGUUUCAGAAGGAGAUUGAGGACUUGAAGAAGAAACUAGAGGAAGGAGAGGAAAUCUCUGGUUCUGAGGGCAGUGCAUCAGAAGAGAUGGAUGAAGGUGAUGAUGAAGGAGGGGAGGCAGGAGAAGGCCGCAGGAGAAGAAGAGACAGUAGCAGCAGCAGCAAUAGCUCAGACUCUGCCUGCUCCUCAGUACCACAGCCCACUGAGGACAGACCUCAGACUAAAGAAAGAGGGAAGAAGAAGGUUUCCCCUGAUAAGAUGGUGGAGAUGCAGGCAAAGAUUGAGGAGGAACGGAAGGCCUUGGAGGCCAAGCUGGACAUGGAGGAGGAGGAGAGGAACAAGGCCAGGGCAGAGCUGGAGAAGAGGGAGAAGGACUUGCUCAAAGCUCAGCAGGAGCACCACUUGCUGCUGGAGAAACUGACUGCGUUAGAGAAGAAGGUGAUUGUGGGCGGGGUGGACCUCCUGGCCAAGGCCGAGGAGCAGGAGAAGCUCCUGCAGGAGUCCAACAAUGAACUGGAAGAACGCCGCAGGAGGGCUGAGCAGCUCCGCAAAGAACUGGAGGAGAAAGAACAAGAACGUCUGGACAUUGAGGAGAAAUACACAAGCCUUCAGGAGGAGGCCCAAGGAAAGACCAAGAAGCUGAAGAGGGUAUGGACCAUGCUGAUGGCUGCCAAAUCAGAGAUGGCUGAUCUGCAGCAAGAGCAUCACCGAGAGAUUGAGGGUCUCUUAGAGAACAUUCGCCAGCUGAGCCGAGAACUCCGGCUCCAGAUGCUCAUUAUAGACAACUUCAUUCCCCAGGAAUAUCAGGAGAUGAUAGAGAAUUAUGUGCACUGGAAUGAAGAUAUUGGAGAAUGGCAACUGAAAUGUGUGGCAUACACUGGCAACAAUAUGAGAAAACAGACCCCUGCACCAGACAAGAAGGAAAAAGAUCCGUUUGAGGUGGAUCUGUCCCAUGUGUACCUGGCCUACACAGAGGAGAGCAUGCGGCAGUCACUGAUGAAACUAGAGAGGCCCAGGACCUCUAAAAGCAGCAAGAGCGGUCGGCCCAAGACUGGACGAAGGAAAAGAUCUGCAAAGCCAGAGGCUGUGAUAGAAUCCCUUCUGCAGUGAUGGCAGCUUCACAGCACUCUUCCCUCUGCAACCUACAUGUUACCCUAGGAAAAGGAGUCAUUAAAGUCUCAAGAUUUUAAUGUUGAACGUUAUUUAAAAGAUUAUCUGAAUACACUGUAGAGCUGACAAGGUUUUAAAUGUGAAGUAGAUUAUGUUCAGGGAACACUGACUGUAGGAUUUAGGCCUCUUGGUCAAUGGAACCUGCUGAUUUUAUUCAAAUGUAAAGCUCCUUUUAGGAGGGCCAGCAUAUCAACAUUGCAUUUAAACAUUCAGCUUGCAGCAAACUGCUUGAAAUUGGACUCUUCUUUAAUAAGCAGAUCUAAUCUUACAACGAAAAUUCACCUUAAACAGAAUUCACUUGUUACCCCAAUGAUUUUGAACGACAGGGUCCAAAAACUGAAGGCCACAGAACUGGCAGGUCUUUUUGGACUUGUGAUCUAGAAACUGUAGUCAUAGCCUCUGAAAGCUGUCUUGUCUACCGUGCAAAUUAUUUUAAAGAGAUUUCAGGAUUUGGCAGAAUCAUUUUCAUACUAAGAUUGUCUGGCUGAGUUGUCAUUGAUCAUAUACACAUGGAACUCAAAAAUGUACUUUAUACUCUAAUUCCUUUACAUCAAAAGAAUGAACACGCAUGCCAUCCAACUCCUGUCAGUGCCAUUCGCCCAUUGUACACGAAGCAAGUCAUCUUUUUAUUUUUACAUCUGUUGUCUGAACACUUACUAUUAUAUUGAGAUAUAUAAUACAUAUGCCUUGAUAUAAUGCACUAGUAUGAAUUUUGUUUUCUUUUUCUAUAUGUGAAGAUAAUUCAUCUUUAUGGCAUAUUGUAGUGGAGAUAGUGACUUUAUUUUUAUCUUCUUUGUCAAAUGUUUACAUUCAUCAAGCCCCCUGGAUACUUAAUUUAUUAAAUUAUUUCACAUUUUAUCUCA
Molecule: messenger RNA, 3275 nt
Organism: Myripristis murdjan (pinecone soldierfish)
Lineage: Eukaryota; Metazoa; Chordata; Actinopteri; Holocentriformes; Holocentridae
Gene: kif3a
Product: kinesin family member 3A
Exons: 19
Coding region: 151-2352 (733 amino acids)
Biological process (GO): mitotic cell cycle; microtubule-based movement
Cellular component (GO): microtubule
Molecular function (GO): ATP binding; microtubule binding; microtubule motor activity
Source: RefSeq, a predicted model, not a curated record